This is a messenger RNA of Knipowitschia caucasica, 516 nucleotides long. NCBI's taxonomy places the organism in Eukaryota, Metazoa, Chordata, Actinopteri, Gobiiformes, Gobiidae. The record is from the annotation of a GenBank genome assembly.
AUGGCCAUGCCUCAGCCGAUGCCUCAGCAGAUGCCUCAGCCGAUGCCUCAGCCGAUGGUUGAGCCGAUGCCUCAGCAGAUGCCUCAGCUGAUGCCUCAGCAGAUGCCUCAGCCGAUGCCUCAGCCGAUGGUUGAGCCGAUGCCUCAGCCGAUGCCUCAGCAGAUGUAUCAGCAGAUGCCUCCGCAGAUACCGAUGUACGCUCCACCGGAAGUACAACACGUUUUUUAUCAGAUCGAACCCCAGUCUCAACCUCAAGGUCACAUUCCCAAUCCAGUCAUAGUGCAGCCAAAGCCCACAGACUCCCCUAGACAGAUGCAGUGUCCAGUCUGCCAAAACACAGUUGUAACUGUAGUCACAUUCAAGAUCGGACUUCUCGCCUGGCUCAUCUGUGGAAUACUACUAAUAUUUCUCAUCUGGCCCUGCUGCUUUAUCCCAUUCUGUGUGGACGCCUGCAAAGAUGUGGAACAUACUUGUCCGGCGUGUAAUGGGGUCAUACAUAUCCACAAACGCAUGUGA